Messenger RNA from Talaromyces proteolyticus, 498 nucleotides. RefSeq names its product Redoxin. Gene Ontology annotation, cellular component: mitochondrion; cytoplasm; peroxisome. The transcript has 5 exons. The record is from RefSeq and is a predicted model, not a curated record. Bases 1 to 498 code for a protein of 165 amino acids. Gene Ontology annotation, molecular function: thioredoxin peroxidase activity. Gene Ontology annotation, biological process: hydrogen peroxide catabolic process; cell redox homeostasis; cellular response to oxidative stress. Lineage: Eukaryota; Fungi; Ascomycota; Eurotiomycetes; Eurotiales; Trichocomaceae.
AUGGCUAAUGUCACUACACUCAAACCCGGUGAUUUAUUCCCGGAAAAUGUCACUUUCCAAAACCAGCGACAUAAAAUCUGCGGUAUACCGGCACCAUACCAUGCCUCUGACGAGUGGGCAAACAAAAAGGUGGUUCUUGUUUCCGUGCCAGGGGCUUUCAUGCGUACCUGUUCCGGUGCUCACCUACCAAGCUAUAUCAAGAAUCUGUCAAAAAUAAAAGAGAAAGGCGUUGACAUUGUUGCGUUUAUCGCUUACAAUGAUGCCUAUGUGAUGAGUGCACGGGGCAAGGCAAAUGAUGUGGAAGGCAAAGAUAUUCUAUUUCUAUCGGAUCCAAUGGCCAGUUUUUUGAAAAGUAUUGGUUGGUCAGAAGUAUUAGGCUUACGAGGACGGCGGUAUGCUAUUGUGGUUGAUCAUGGGAAAAUAGUCUUCGAGCAAAGGGAGAGUGGAAAGGGAACUAUUGAGGCGUCAGGGGCGGAAGCGGUUCUUCCAAUUUUGUAG